ACAUCCUCUCGUCUCAGGUUCCUGGCUCCUGGAGCUUUAUUUAACUCCCGGCUACCCUCCAGCCUCGAGUACAUACCGAGUAAUGUGUGCUGUGCUGUGUUUACGGUGAUCGUAUACGGUAAUUAAUUUAUGAGAUUUGGUUAGUGUAAGAACGAUUAUCAAUUAAAGUUGGAUGCAAACUUAAAUUUCUAUCUAUUAUUAUCCAACAAAAACAAUAAAUAAAAAUAUAUGUGGUGUAAUAAUAAUUACAAUUGUGAAUAAUAAUGUCGGGAUCACAACGAAUGCGUAAAUCGUCGCCAUGCUCGACAACAAAGCAAGGCCCGAUGCGAGCAACCUUGCCGGUAAGCUCGUUGUUGAGGCAAAGCCGACAAGGAAGCAAUCUCAAGAAGAGCAACAGCAACAGUCCAACAGUAUCACCGACUAAUUCAAAUGCUUGGCGGUCUAGGAUCUCUCCUGAGACUUCGGCGUCUUCUGGACAACGGAGUCCUGGCUCUCUGUCAUACAAAGCUAAGUCAAAGACACUCAGCGGACGCUGCAGCGAUGGAUUGAGCGGCAACCAAAAUAUUAGAAGGACAGCAUCCCUUGACACUAUUUACUUGAAGGGACAGUGGCCUCGCGACUACUCUUACAUACCCCCCGCGCUACUGGUUGUUGAUAAAUCCACCCAGACUGAAGAGUGGUAUCAGCAAAAUGAGCCCAGGAAACUUCACACGAGACAUCAGGAGAAGGAGGCUUCUGAGGAGAAGAUUCCUAUGGAUAAGGUACCCAUGGAGAAGUUCAUUCGUCACAGAUUGCAGAGGACGAAUAAAGAAAGCAGUAGCAGCAGAGAAAGAACUGCUGCUUUUGGGUUAAUUAUGCCGGGAGGUCCUCCACCGGCACUUCCUGGUGAUCAUACGGUUAUGCUGGGGAGUAUUGGUUCACAGACCUCAAUUCAAAACCAAUUCAGCCUGAGUACAAAAGCAAGCCCAAUGAACAUACCAAUGAAACCAAUGAGGCCGCCGAUGCGUUCCUCUAUAGAAGGUUUAAACCAAGAAAUCGAAGGACUGGUAUUAAAAUCAACAUCCAACACUAAUGAAGAGCAUUCUGUCGAAGAUAAGUACGCGAGAUACCGGGAACAAAUAACUCCAGAAGGUCACCGAGCACCUCUGGCAGAUCUCCUAAGACAAACCAGGAGUGUAAACACGCAGACGCCGGCAACAGACCUUCCCUCCAGUUCGUAUUCUUCAGGCCCUCCAUCUAGGAAUUCCGAGUCACCAUUGAUACCAGGUCUUAUGGAUACUUCUCGUCCACCUAGUGAUCUUCCUCAAGGUGGGAGUCGCGGAUCAACUCCGGAACAAGAGAGAGAAGGACGUUUAGGUACGUCACCACACAUCAAUAGGUUCCUUGCACGAGAACCUCCUGAUGGUUGCGAAAAAGUUAAUAUGAAAUUCACCGAGGAUGUUAGACGACCGAUGAUUGAUAUCAGCAAGUUAGAUUACUGCCCGAAGCCGUGCGUUAAUUUUCAAUUGAAACCAAGUUUGACGUCAGCUUUCCUGCCACUUCAGCAGCCGGCGAAUUCAACAUUGGUUACAAGCACCGUGUCACCAUCAUCGCACACGACGUCGGCAACACCACCACCUCCAAAUCCAUAGUCCCAACCCGUACCUAGCAGCCUUAUCUGCGUCAACAUUCAAUUAACCACCGGUAGGAUUCGAACCCUGCUCGCCUGCAAUUCAAUCUUGAGAUUUUUUCACUCGGCUACAGCUAAUUAAUUUGAGUAAAAAGUGCAAAUCCGUACUUUUAUUUUCGGUAAUAAAAAUAAUCAUGAACUUAAUAUUUACCAAAAAUUUUAUUAAUCAAUUAAUUGUUUU
Cotesia glomerata is the source of this 1850-nucleotide messenger RNA. RefSeq names its product protein FAM117B-like. NCBI's taxonomy places the organism in Eukaryota, Metazoa, Arthropoda, Insecta, Hymenoptera, Braconidae. The transcript has 10 exons. The record is from RefSeq and is a predicted model, not a curated record. Bases 264 to 1631 code for a protein of 455 amino acids.